UGGAGCCGUUCCGAUUGGCUGGCUCCGGGGGGUGGGUGUGGUGACGUCGCCGGGGUCGUUGGCUGACUCCUCCUGCCUUUAGGCUGCUGCGUCACUCGGGCCGAGGUGCGGCCCGAGGAUAGAAGGAAGGAGGACGCUCCCCUGCCCGGACCCCCCCGGGAGAGGAGAAGAGGCAGACACCGCGCCACAGCCAGGGCAAGAAGAAGAGGAGGAGCCGGGGGUGGAAUCUGAGGGGAUCCCGGGACAAUGUGUGAUGGAGGGACGGGAGCCCCCGACCCGACCAAACCGUACGACGCCCGCUAGUCCAAGGGUGACGCCUGCUCUGGUGAAAAGGCCACGGUUCCAGACUUUGGCUCGUUUCUGGGAAGGUCAGGAUGUCCUGGCACGCUGGACAGAUGGACUUCUCUAUCUGGGAAUAAUCAAGAAGGUGGACAGUGCACAGGAGACGUGUCUUGUUCGCUUUGAAGAUAACUCUCAGUUCUCAGUCCUGUGGAAGGACAUAUUCCCCCCUGCCGUGCCUGGAAAGGAGCAGUUGUGCUGUGUGUGCAACUCUCAGGCGUGUACCCCAGACAACAAACUUGUACACUGUGGGAAAUGUAAACACGCAUACCACCAGGAAUGCCACGUUCCCAAUGUCCCAUGCGACACAGACUGUCCUGGCAGUUCGUGGAUGUGCAGACAGUGUGUCUUUGCUGUGGCCACCAAGAGAGGUGGCGCUCUAAAGAAAGGUCCUUAUGCACGAUCCAUGCUGCAUAUGAAGCUGUCUCUGCCCUAUCAGCUGAAAUCUUUAGAGUGGGACCCACUGCAUCUAACCAAUAAACAGCAGUGUUACUGCUACUGUGGGGGGCCUGGAGAAUGGAACAUGAAGAUGCUACAAUGCUGUCGCUGUUUACAGUGGUUUCAUGAGGCUUGCACCCAGUGUCUGAGCAAACCUCUACUCUACGGAGACAGGUUUUAUAUUUUUGAGUGCUCUGUCUGUACCAGAGGUCCAGAGAACGCCUGGAGACUUCCCCUGGGAUGGGUAGACGUUUCACACCUUGUCCUGUAUCAUCUAAGUAUUUGUUGUAAGAAGAAAUAUUUUGACUUUGAGCGGGAAAUUUUGUCGUUUGUAAACGAGAACUGGGAUAGUUUACUAGUAGGAGAGCUUACAGAUACUCCACGGUCCGAGCGAUACUCGCAUCUGCUGCACGCCCUCACUGGGCAGAAGGACAGGUUCAUCUCUGGGAAAGAGAUUAAGAAGAAAAAGUGCUUGUUUGGGCUUCAGAGCCGCGUCCCACCUCCAGCCCCUCAGACAACAGAACUGAGACUAGGAGAGACAGACGUAAGAAGCCCUGCCCCCUGCGUAAGUUCCCUUUCAGGGAGAAUGGGGGCCCUGAAACGCCCCCCAGACCGAAAGAGGACGCAGAGCAUAGAGCAGCGAACACAGAGAGAGAGGCGGAGUCUGCGCCAAGCACUUACCCAGGAUGUGAUACAGAAUCCGUUAAGCCCCCACCAGGAGUAUCUGGGAUACCGUGGUAGCACUUACAACUUCCGACGCAUAGGAACACGCUGCCUGCAGAGUCCUCCCAUUAGGAUGUUUGCCUCCUUCCAUCCCUCUGCAAACACAUCAGGGUCUGUAGCUGCUUCUCUGCAGUCUGGUGAGAUCUCGACGGAAGCCCCAGAAGCCCCUGUGCUCUCCGAGAUGUUCGAAACGGCCCCAGGUCCGUCCCCCACUACUCUUGGACGAACCCGGAUCGCCCCUCCCCCCUCUUCUUCCACUUCAGAGGGCUGCUUAUGGCCGGGAUCUGCAGAGGAGGACACGCGCAUACUGGCUCGAAGGGUUACAACGCAGGGGGCAGUUCAGUACCUGGUGGAGUGGGGCGGAGGAGACAUCUUCUGAGAGCUGUAAAGCAUACUGAAGAGGGACUUAUACUUGCAUCAUGCAUCCUUCCUCUGUCACGUGUGCUUCCCGCGAGGAUUCAGUGAUUGCUCUGCUUCCUGUACAUAGCUAUACAUGGUUUAUCCUAAACUCUAUACACGCGUGUACAUAACCAUGCUCGUGCUUCUUGUUCUGUCACGUGUUAUUUACAGUGUCCGCUCCCGGAGACUGCAUUAUAAUAGGACAGUCUUAUUAGCUGAGCGAAAUCUGAUUUUGAUUUUUUUUUUUUUUUUUGGUCUAUUGUAUAAUUUUAAGAUCCAGGAUGUGUUGUGGGAUUGUGUUUUAUGGACUUGGCCUGAUGCUGCCGGCUCCUAGAGUUCUAGAUGUUCUGAUUUAAGGUGUCUCUGUAGAGCAAUCGUGCCAUAAACAUGGAGUCGGUUCUACUGGUUUUAAUAGCUCUGGUUGGACAUGCCUGUAAGACAGUCUUGAUAUACCAGUGAGAUCAGGUUCUUUACUCUUUAAUAUUUCUUAAAUGAUGGCCUGGAAUGAAUGAAGGAGGGUACAGACAAAACGUUUUACUGGGAACUUAUUUUAUGGUGAAAGAGAAACUCAUGACAAAAAUUAAGGGAAGUAAAUAAUUUACCUAAAAAUGGCAGUUUGUAUUAUUCAGAUUUCAAACCCAGAAUAGCGUAUAGUACUAUACCAUAGGAACUACUCCUGGAACAGGGGAAGGCUGCACAUCAGAGCGUAGAGAGGAAACAGCCUAAAGUUAACGUUUCCACUUCCAUGACUGAUCGUGGCUAAUUUCUUUAUAUAAAGUUUUUUUUUUUUUUCUUCUUCAAUAAACGGUAACUUUAAAACAAAAUUACAUAUAGUCUUAAAUUAGAGGGGCAAAGGGUUAAAAAUAAUAUCAGGAAGUAUUACUUUACUGAGAGGGUAGUGGAUGCAUGGAAUAGCCUUCCAGCUGAAGUGUUAGAGGUUAACACAGUAAAGGAGUUUAAGCAUGCGUGGGAAAGGCAUAAGGCUAUCCUAACUAUAAGAUAAGGCCAGGGAUUAAUAAAAGUAUUUAGAAAAUUGGGCAGACUACAUGGGCCGAAUGGUUCUUAUCUGCCGUCACAUUCUAUGUUUCUAAUUUAGGCAAACAUUUCUUACUUGACAAAAGGCUCCAAUUCGGCUCUAGUUACGGAGUAUUUGAGCCUACGUAUUUGAUUUACAGUACACAAUUUGAGGUUUAGCAAAUAAAUAUUUGUAUAAAGAUACAAGUCAUGAACUCUGAAAUUGUCCAGAACUGACACGGGAAGUGAAAACAUUACACUAACAUAGCUGCGCUGGAAGAGAACUUUUCCAAUUCAGCUAUUUUGGUCUGAAAACCUUUCCAAUUCAGCUAUUUUGGUCAGAAAAUUGUGGUACCCUUGAAAUUCUCCCCUGUAAUUUGUCGCCUGCAUAUUUUAUUAUGUAGAAAAUGAUACAUCUGCCUCAUAGUAAAUGCUUUUAUUGUAACCAGUGAAUCAUGGAAAAGAAUCAAAUCUUUAUUUAGGAACCCAAUAUUUUGUCCACUUGUGUAUUUUGUCAGGAUAAAGAAUGUAGUGUUAGAUAUAAAGAGUAAUAAAGUAUAUGUAGUAAUGGUUUGAUUAAAGUGCCAGCAUAUUCUGCGGUGUUGUGCAAUGGUUACAUGGAUUUGACAAGUAUAGGAGUACAAGAAAGCUUAGGAGUAUAUGAAAAAUAAUCAAUGAAGGCCUCUCGUGAAAAUGAACUUUAUUAAAAUGUGAACUGUUAGGAAUUCUAACUUCUCCAAGUCAGCUAUGCUUUUAGUUCAGAUGAUUUGUCCUUAAACUGGAAAUUCGCUUCAACGGUUUACUACAACCAAAAAACAGUCUGGCCGUAUUUAAUAAAAUACGGUUUUGGUUAAAGUAACCCUUUCUAUCCCGGUGCACCAACUUUAAAAUAAAAACUUCCGUUCCAGUACCACCACCCACUCAUUGUCGGCUAACAGAGACAUUGGACAUGGGCGGCGUGCAAGGGGGUGGGGCAAGGGGGGCAUGCUGCCAUUGGGUAGCUGAUGCCAGUAUGAUAAGCGUGUUGCCCUGUGACGCUGCUGGAGACUGAGUUACACCUCCGGCAGCAAAGGAGUUAAACUCUGUAUGUGCAACGUUUGAUAGCAAAACGCUGCACAUACACUCAGACUCACGGCACCAUGACCACUUUAUAUCACUGAUGUUGCUAUGGUGCGUGGAGUAACUGUUUAAUAAAGAUUCAUUAGUGAAGUCUAAGGGAAUUUCAAUACGUAGGCCAAAACUAUCUGUAUUCUAUAUUUUCUAUAAUGGAUAGAUAAUUGGAGAGUAAAAAGGUGUUAAACUAUUAACGCAGGUAGUGGGCGGACACAGUGUUAGCAGAAUAUCUAAAAUGAAGUGUUUUUAGGGAAGUUAUUUUAAGGACUGGAAGCUAGUGCAGAUUGUUCUAUACAAGGUUAUUUAAUAAAGUUACAAAUGCUGAAUUCAAAGUGAAUUUAAAUUUAAGACCAAAAUAGCUGAACUGGAUAAAUUCUCCAAAAUAGAUGUGGUUCAAGUUCAACUAUUUUAGCCUAAAAUGUUAAAUUCACAGCAAUUCUCACUUUACUAAAUAACGUAAACCGUGUAGAAUGAAAUGAGAAUGAAGCCGCUCUAGAGAAGAGACGUAAUGAGAGUUGUAUGUUGGGGUGGGAGGAAAGGCAAAGGCUGUUGGCAGGACAGAGGGACCAGAUAGAAUAUGUUGGCACUUUAUAUAAAACGAGGUUAUUCGCGGAAGUGCGAUUUGUCGGGAAUUCUAAGUGAAUCACAAAUUUAAAGCCAAAGUGCGUGAUCUGGAAGUAUAGCCAAUAAAGAGAAUUUUCUUAGUUCAGCUUUUUAAGAAAACACUAUAGUGUUAGGAAUAAAACGUGUAUUCCUCGCGCUAUAAUAUUCUGUAGGUGUCUGGGCUCCCUCCGAGUGAAUGAAAAAGGUACGUUUUCUUAUCUUUUCUUCAUUGAUGUUUCUGGUUUCUCUGCGAUCACCCCUCCUUGGUUCAAGUUGAGUUCAUCAAUCUUAAUGACAUUAUCCAAUCCAAUGCUUUUAGGAGAACAGCAUUUGAUUGACAACAGAGUUUGAUUUGGUUAUCAAACAGGAACUGCCCCAAUGUUUUACAUUGCAGGGUUAAAACGCCAGGGCCGCUGCUUACAGACCACUUAAUUGAGGUGAAGUGAUCUAGAUUACUUUAACAGUCCUUUUAAAGUUGAAAUUCGCUUUGAAUUCCUGACCAUUCUCAAUUUAUUGAAUAACCCUGUAAGAAUACUAUUGUUGUUACUUUGCUUUGAUUUAGGGGUUAAGGUGUGUACCAUUUAGUGCUGGCGUUUCAUCUUUCUUUCUGGUGUGUAGUCUGACUCUGAAUCCUCACGUCUGCUAUAUCCAGGGACCAAAAAUGAUUGGCUUAUGUCAUGUGGGCAUUUCCGAAAGGCUUAUCAAUAAAGGACUUUUGUAACUCUUAUGGGAA
Pelobates fuscus (common spadefoot toad) is the source of this 5362-nucleotide messenger RNA. RefSeq names its product PHD finger protein 1 (gene PHF1). The transcript has 15 exons. Gene Ontology annotation, molecular function: chromatin binding; DNA binding. NCBI's taxonomy places the organism in Eukaryota, Metazoa, Chordata, Amphibia, Anura, Pelobatidae. The coding region runs from base 254 to 1879 and encodes 541 amino acids. The record is from RefSeq and is a predicted model, not a curated record. Gene Ontology annotation, cellular component: nucleus. Gene Ontology annotation, biological process: chromatin organization; regulation of DNA-templated transcription.